This is a messenger RNA of Candida albicans SC5314, 2541 nucleotides long. RefSeq names its product m-AAA protease subunit. The record is from RefSeq and is a predicted model, not a curated record. Bases 1 to 2541 code for a protein of 846 amino acids. Gene Ontology annotation, molecular function: ATP hydrolysis activity; zinc ion binding; ATP binding. Gene Ontology annotation, cellular component: membrane; m-AAA complex. Gene Ontology annotation, biological process: protein-containing complex assembly; mitochondrial protein processing. Lineage: Eukaryota; Fungi; Ascomycota; Pichiomycetes; Serinales; Debaryomycetaceae. The transcript has a single exon.
AUGUUGAAAGAAUUUGACGAAAAAUGUAAGGAGUUCGAAGAAAUUAAAGGAGUCAACACCCUUUAUCCUGACUUGGUUGAUAUUAUUAUCAAAGAUAUAAAAGAAACGUUUGCUAAAGAUCACAAGGAAUUGGCAGAAUUGACAACCGACGAGAUCUUACAAACGGUUCGUAUCUACUAUGAAUUACUGAAUCAACAUCUAUAUUUAGAUGAAUUGGAAUUUAAUAAGCCUGAAGUUCAAAAAUUGUUUGAAACCUAUAAUAAGUUAGAUAACACAGAAGAACCAGAUUACAAUAAAAUUGCCAAUGACUUGGGUUUAAACCCACAAGCUGUUAAGCUUUGGAUCGAAAUUUUUCAAACCCUUGAAUCAGUUGAUUUUGCUGUUGAUGGAAGGAAAUCAUUCCCCCUUUGUCCUCCAGAAUACAAUCUUCUCAUUAAUUUGAAACAAGUGAGAGAAAACAUUGAAAAAAUUACCCCCAAGGCACGUCAAGAUCCCUUUGGAAUGUUCUUCAACAAAGCCAAUCCCAAGCAAGAUGAUAAAGACAGUUCUAAAAAUAAAUCCAAUGAAGAUACCAAGGACAAAAAGAAAAUUGUUGAUAUUCUGAUUGAAUUGACUCCGAAAAACAUUUUCAUCUAUACACUUGUGUUUUCAUUGGCCACUUCCUUAAUAUUAGGGAUGGGGUCGUCUAAUGACGAUACUGAAAUUAACUUCCAAAGUUUUGUGACUGAUUAUUUGACUAAAAAUCUUGUUAAGAAAGUAACUGUUAUUAACAAUUCGGUUGUUGAAGUUGAACUUAACGAGAACGGAGCUCUGCAACAUAAUCAACAAAAGAGAUUAUAUUUCACUAUUGGAUCGGUUGAAUCUUUUGAACGUAACUUGCGUGAAGCUCAAGACAAAUACGACAUUCCACCACAAUUGCGUGUGCCUAUACACUACACCACUAAGGGAAACAUGGCUAGAUUUUUGAUCAACUUUUUGCCAACAUUGUUAUUUUUAGGCGCCAUUUAUUGGAUGACAAAGAAGGCUGCCUCGUCAAUGGGUGGAAUGGGACCUAUGGGCUUCGGAAAAUCAACUGCAAAAAAAUUUAAUCAAGAAACUGAUGUUAAAAUUAAAUUCAAAGAUGUUGCAGGUAUGGCAGAAGCUAAACAAGAAGUUAUGGAAUUUGUUAAAUUCUUGCAAAAUCCAGAAAAAUAUGAAAAAUUGGGUGCUAAAAUUCCCCGUGGAGCUAUUUUAUCUGGUCCCCCAGGUACUGGUAAAACGUUACUUGCCAAGGCAACUGCUGGUGAAGCAGGGGUUCCGUUUUAUUCUGUUUCCGGUUCAGAAUUUGUUGAAAUGUUUGUUGGUGUUGGUGCAUCUAGAGUUCGUGAUUUGUUUAAAACUGCACGAGAAAAUGCCCCUUCAAUUGUGUUUGUUGAUGAAAUUGAUGCUAUUGGUAAACAACGUUCCAAGGGGAAUGCUACCGGUGCCAAUGAUGAACGUGAAACAACAUUGAAUCAAUUGUUGGUAGAAAUGGACGGGUUUGAUACUAGUGACCACGUCGUUGUCUUAGCUGGUACGAAUAGACCUGAUAUUUUGGAUAGGGCAUUGAUGAGACCAGGUAGAUUUGAUAGACAUGUUCAUAUUGACAAUCCCGAAUUAUUGGGAAGAAAAGAGAUUUUUGAUGUGCAUUUGCAAAAAAUCACCUUACAAAAAGAUAUUGAUCCCGAUUUAUCAGGCAGAUUAGCUGCUUUAACUCCUGGAUUUUCUGGAGCAGAUAUUGCCAAUGUUUGUAAUGAGGCAGCAUUAAUUGCAGCCAGAUAUAAUGCUGAAUUUGUCACUUUGAGGCAUUUUGAAUUAGCUAUCGAGAGGGUUAUUGGAGGUGUUGAAAAGAAAUCGAAAUUAUUGAAUCCCGAAGAACAGAAGAUUGUUGCUUAUCAUGAAGCUGGACAUGCCAUUUGUGGGUGGUACUUGAAAUACGCUCAUCCAUUAUUGAAAGUCUCGAUUAUCCCUAGAGGUCAAGGUGCGUUAGGGUAUGCACAAUAUUUGCCACCUGAUCAGUACUUGAUGUCAACUUUACAAUUAUACGAUAGAAUGAUCAUGACUCUUGGUGGAAGAGUCUCAGAAGAAUUACAUUUUGCUUCAGUUACAAGUGGUGCCCAUGACGAUUUCAAAAAAGUGACUGGGAUUGCACAAUCUAUGGUUUUGAGAUUUGGUAUGUCUAAAACAGUUGGUAUGGUGAAUUAUUAUGAUACACGCUCUCAAGAUGAUUUGACCAAACCGUUCAGUGACGAGACCAGUAGAAUAAUUGACAGUGAAGUACAGAGAAUUGUUAGUGAUUGUUAUCAAAAAUGUAAACAAUUGUUGACUGAAAAAUCAAAAGAAGUUGAACUAGUGGCCCAAGAAUUGUUGAAGAAGGAAUUUAUCACUCGUGAAGAUAUGAUUAGAUUAUUGGGUAAACGUCCCUUCCCAGAAACAAAUGAUGCCUUUGAUAAGUAUCUUGAUGGUAAACCUGCCUUCAAAAAUGAACAACCAGAAAAUGAAAAAAAGGAUUCUGCAAAUUAA